AUGUCCGGGUUUAUGUGCACUUUGCCAGCUUCUUGGUACUGUAGUCUACCUCUCUAUCAGCUUGAGCGAAGAGCUAUCUUCUUGAAGUCUUGGUAUCUCAUGGGUCCUGUUACCAGAUUUUGUGAUAUUGGCACCAAAGGAACACCUUUACAACAUCAUGUCACGCCCACCGGUCUUGUUUUCGCCACUUUGUCGGACGAAGCGCCCAGUUUCAACGAGUAUUUCCCGGACUUGGAGCCAUUGCUUGAGAAAGUGAAUUUCACCAAGCUUCCGUAUAGACACAGCAUCAGAUACGAAGGCCGAUUUAACUGGAAGACAAUGUAUAUCGCACUCUCCCUCCACAUCGUGGACCCGGAGAAGCCCGAUGACGGCCUGUUCCUAUAUUUCUUCCCGAAUUGCACGUUGAAUGUAUAUGGUGGAGGAAUGUCCUCGUUCCGAGUCUGUCCAACAGAUGACCCGAAUGUGACAAGGAUGGAGUUCGACUACUAUCACAUGGAAUCCGGCGACAAGUUUGGUGAAUACUUCAGAUUUGUGCGUCAGGUCGCUAUGGAAGAUUAUGAACUCUGUGAGAAGGCUCAAGACAAUCUCACCAAAGGCAUUUAUAGCGAAGGGAUACUCAACCCCGAGAAGGAGAGUGGGGUCUCCUGUGAUUGUGGUCCACAAGUUACUGUCGAAAUGAUCAUGGAAAGACUGAGCUCGGCUCUCUCGCCGGCAUUGUCCGCCUCGGUACUGGUUGCAUUGCUGGUGGGGUUGAUUUUCCUCCUCCAAGCCUUCUCCCGACCUCGGUUUGGGGGACACAGGUCACGGCAUGAAACUGAGUCGAAGGUAUUUGACCUCGGACCUGCCAAGGAAGGCAAUGAUAAUAUCGUAUCCAAGGAGUCGGACUUUCCAGAAGACUGGUGGACUGGCUCUAACGUCUUUGAGCUGGAAAGACGUGCAAUCUUUGGUAAGAGAUGGUUGUAUAUUGCACACCGCAGUCGAUUCUCCAAAGCAGGUGACUACCAUUCGUUUGAAGUAGCCGGCAUUCCAAUCUUCCUGGUGUUGGGGAAAGAUGGCAACGUGCGGGCGUUCCACAAUGUCUGCCGCCAUAGAGCAUACACAAUUACGAGGAAAGAGUCGGGCUCCUCCAUGGUUCUUGGGUGCCGGUAUCAUGGUUGGAGCUAUAACACCAAUGGGCAGCUCAUUAAAGCCCCUCACUUUGACAACGUCUCAGGCUUCGAUAAGUCGCAGAAUGGCUUGUUUUCUAUUCACACCACUACAACACAUGCGGGCUUUAUCUUCGUGAAUCUCGACGCAUGUCCCACAGUACUUCCUGUUGAGACAAGUUCUCUUGAUUCCUUCGCGAGCAGGUAUGGAAUUGAACGACACUCCACUUGGUUAGGAGGGCAGACAAUUGAAGGCCAAUUCAAUUGGAAACUGAGUUGUGAGCUCCCUCUACAACUUCUUCACGAAGCCCCUCAAUCGAAGUAUAAGUGUUUGUCAUCGCGCUUGUUCAAUCCUUCCCGAAUGUGCUUGGCAGAUAUUAGAGUCUUCCCUUUUACGACCUUUCAUACGAUUGAGGGGACGAAAUCUUGGUAUUCGUUGAGCUUUGUUCCCAUGUUUGAGAAAAGGACAUUGGUUCGAUUCGACUUAUACUCUCACGGAGAAAUGGGCGGUCCUAGGUCUCCAGCAAUACAAGAAGAUCUAUUUACCCACCUGAGCAACAGUAUCCAAACACUUGAGAUGGAAUUUCAGUCAUACUCUGGGAAUGCCUUGUAUGUUCUACAACCAUAUAGUCAAGUAAACUUAUGGAUGAGCCUUCCCAGCCAUUCUCGUGACCAAAGCGGGACGAUCCUCGAUAUUCUGAGAUCUCACGCCAGGCUAGAAAAACAACGAGGUGCUGAGGUGUUUCCUGCUACGAGGAAGCCAAGGAGGAAUGCACGAUUUGAGCAGGCUGAGCAACGUCAGUCCUUUCCUUCUUAUUUCAGGGGUCUUCCUGUUCUGCUAAACUAG
This is a messenger RNA of Aspergillus sclerotioniger CBS 115572, 1992 nucleotides long. RefSeq lists its product as uncharacterized. The coding region runs from base 1 to 1992 and encodes 663 amino acids. The record is from RefSeq and is a predicted model, not a curated record. Lineage: Eukaryota; Fungi; Ascomycota; Eurotiomycetes; Eurotiales; Aspergillaceae. The transcript is spliced from 9 exons. Gene Ontology annotation, molecular function: 2 iron, 2 sulfur cluster binding; iron ion binding.